CUGACUUUUGGGCUUCUUACCGGAAACUUCAAUAUUGUCUCCUUCUUUGUGUAUUUCCCUUUCGCAGAAAACACUUCACAAUGUCGAAGAGAGGUCGUGGUGGUACCGCCGGAGGAAAAUUCCGUAUCUCACUUGGUUUGCCAGUUGGUGCUGUUAUUAACUGCGCUGACAACACAGGUGGUAAAAACUUGUAUGUAAUCGCUGUUCAUGGCAUCCGUGGUCGUUUGAAUCGUUUGCCAGCUGCUGGAGCUGGUGACAUGUUCGUCGCCACUGUCAAAAAAGGAAAGCCAGAAUUGCGUAAAAAGGUUAUGCCUGCCGUUGUGAUUCGGCAACGAAAACCAUUCCGAAGACGGGACGGGGUGUUUAUAUACUUCGAGGACAAUGCGGGCGUGAUAGUGAAUAACAAGGGUGAAAUGAAAGGUUCCGCUAUUACUGGUCCAGUCGCAAAAGAAUGCGCCGAUUUAUGGCCUCGUAUUGCUUCGAAUUCAAGUUCGAUUGCUUAAAAGUGAAACGAUCAAAACCAUCAAUGACCAUGCACACGUUUAAGCUUAUACCAAAAUUGAGAUAAUAAAUAAAAAUUUCCAAUUUUGAUGAAGUUGAA
This is a messenger RNA of Contarinia nasturtii (swede midge), 601 nucleotides long. It is a transcript of the gene RpL23, whose product is annotated as 60S ribosomal protein L23. Gene Ontology annotation, cellular component: ribosome; cytosolic large ribosomal subunit. The transcript has 4 exons. NCBI's taxonomy places the organism in Eukaryota, Metazoa, Arthropoda, Insecta, Diptera, Cecidomyiidae. Bases 81 to 503 code for a protein of 140 amino acids. Gene Ontology annotation, biological process: translation. The record is from RefSeq and is a predicted model, not a curated record. Gene Ontology annotation, molecular function: structural constituent of ribosome; large ribosomal subunit rRNA binding.